Molecule: messenger RNA, 771 nt
Organism: Anisakis simplex (herring worm)
Lineage: Eukaryota; Metazoa; Nematoda; Chromadorea; Rhabditida; Anisakidae
Source: the annotation of a GenBank genome assembly
GUGAAAGAGGCAGACAGCAGUGUAUUGUCUCAUUUAAAAUGGCUGCUACAAAAGGACUCACUUAAGCAGGACGUCUUUCUAAUCGGUGCGCCUGGAGCGUUGAGAUCUAAUAUUGUUCUACAAUAUCUUGAGUUGUGUGGACGUGAAUUUGAAUAUUUGUCGAUAACCAGAGAUACGACAGAAGCAGACAUCAAACAACGAAGAGAGAUACGAAAUGGAACUGCGUUUUACACAGAUCUUUGCGCCGUUCGAGCUGCACUGAAUGGUCGUGUAUUGGUGAUUGACGGAGUGGAAAAAGCAGAACGGAAUGUUUUGCCGAUUUUGAACAGUCUCUUAGAGAGUCGUGAAAUGCAGUUAGAUGACGGGCGUUUCCUGAUUGCUGCUGAUAAAUACGAUAAGCUAGUUGAGGAAAUGGGCGAAGAGAGGGUUCGUGAAAGAAAACUCGAACGCGUUUCUGAAAAUUUUUUGGUGGUAGCGCUUGGAUUACCAGUGCCACCGUUCAAAGGACAUACGUUGGACCCACCGCUGCGUUCAAGAUUCCAGUGUCGUCAAAUUGACUCAAUGCCUUUUGCAACACUCCAUCAACUGUGCACCGCAUCUGCCCCAAAUAUUGCAUCUGAUCGCAUCUCUUCGUUGAUCUCACUGUGCCUUGCAAUCAACUCAUCUGAAGCUUCAUCACUAGCAUUACCUCGUUUCCCAAUCGAUAACCUCAUCAAUAUAGCCAGAAUUUGGGUAUUUGUUUUUGUUUUAAAUUCGAACUCUCUGAAAUGA